This is a messenger RNA of Chironomus riparius, 735 nucleotides long. NCBI's taxonomy places the organism in Eukaryota, Metazoa, Arthropoda, Insecta, Diptera, Chironomidae. The record is from the annotation of a GenBank genome assembly.
CAAUUAUUUUUUGAAUUUUGCUAAGGUUUUUUUGAAAAUUUAACGGUUUUUCUAAGUUUCUCCAUGCUGACAAUCUUAAACCAGCACGCGAGCAUUCAGACAGUUUAUAAACAAAAUCAUCUUUUCAAAGACUAGCUAAAAAAUAAUAAGGAAGGCAAAAGAUACGAAAGGAAAAUGUGAAAAUCAUGUUAAGCCACAGAAAUUAAUAGUGUUAGGAAUAAUGUUGUUCCAGUCAUUAAUAUUUCUUCUGAUUCUGAGAGCCUUUUGUGUCCUUGCCCAGAAUGACGAAAGCUGUGAAACGAUGCCAUUCCAGUUGCACUUAAUUAAAGAGGAAUACGACGAGCUUGGACGAUUGCAACGAACAUGCGACGGAGAAGUGACAGUAAACAAGUGUGAAGGAUUUUGUAGCAGUCAGGUACAACCGUCGGUAAUUACACCAACUGGAUUCCUUAAAGAAUGCUAUUGUUGUCGAGAAUCAUUUUUAAAGGACACUCUAGUCACGUUAUCUCAUUGUUAUGAUCCGGAUGGUGUUCGUUUGACAUCAAAUGAGAUGGCAACAAUGGACUUGCGCUUAAAGGAACCGACCGAAUGCAAAUGCUUCAAAUGUGGCGACUUUUCGAGAUAAAAAGAAGCGACAUUUUUCUAUGCUGUAAAGCUUUCAUGAUUUAGUGGCCAAAAUGUUCAUUUGAUGGAAACUUUUACAAAUUAAUAAAUUAAACAAAAAUUUAAAACUGA